Urocitellus parryii (Arctic ground squirrel) is the source of this 951-nucleotide messenger RNA. It is a transcript of the gene Ibsp, whose product is annotated as integrin binding sialoprotein. Gene Ontology annotation, cellular component: extracellular region. NCBI's taxonomy places the organism in Eukaryota, Metazoa, Chordata, Mammalia, Rodentia, Sciuridae. The record is from RefSeq and is a predicted model, not a curated record. Gene Ontology annotation, biological process: extracellular matrix organization; bone mineralization; cell adhesion.
AUGAAGACUGCUUUAAUUUUACUCAGCCUUUUGGGAAUGGCCUGUGCUUUAUCAAUGAAAAAUUUGCAUCGAAGGAUCAAAUUAGAAGAUUCUGAAGAAAAUGGGGUCUUUAAGUUCAGGCCACGAUAUUACCUUUACAAACACGCCUACUUUUAUCCCCCUCUAAAACGAUUUCCAGUUCAGGGAAGUAGUGACUCUUCUGAAGAAAAUGGAGAUGGUGAUAGUUCAGAUGAGGAGGAGGAAGAGGAGGAGACUUCCAAUGAAGAAGAAAAUAAUGAAGAUUCUAAUGGAAAUGAAGAUGAGGAAUCUGAGGCUGAGAACACCACACUUUCUGCUACAACACCUGACUAUGGGGAAGAGGUUACACCUGGAACAGGGAACAUGGGCUUAGCUGCAAUCCAGCUUCCAAAGAAGGUUGGCGAUAUAGGAAACAAAGCUACAAAGAAGAAGGAAAGUGAUGAAGAAGAGGAGGAAGAAGAAGAAAAUGAAGAAAACGAAGCAGAAGUGGAUGAAAAUGAGCAGGGCAUAAAUGGAACCAGCACCAACAGCACAGAGGUAGAAAAUGGCAACGGCAGCAGUGGGGGAGACAACAGGGAAGAGGAAGGUGGGCAAGAAAGUGUCACCAGGGCCAAUGUCAGAGGAACCACACAGCAGAACAAUGGCGGCUACAAGACAACAACACCUCAAAAUGGUGGGUUUCAACCCACAACCCCACCACCGGAGGUCUAUGUGACCACCUCCCCGCCAUUUGGAAGAACCACCACUGUUGAAUAUGAGGGGGAGUACGAGCAAAUGGGCACCAAUGAAUAUGGCCAUGACUAUGAAGUCUAUGACAAUGAGAAUGGUGAGCCUCGUGGGGACACCUACAGAGCCUACGAGGAUGAGUACAGCUACUAUAAGGGGCAGGGUUACGGUGGCUAUGAUAGUCAGAAUUACUAUUACCAUCAGUGA